Messenger RNA from Daldinia caldariorum, 1467 nucleotides. RefSeq lists its product as uncharacterized. The transcript has 2 exons. The record is from RefSeq and is a predicted model, not a curated record. Bases 61 to 1467 code for a protein of 468 amino acids. NCBI's taxonomy places the organism in Eukaryota, Fungi, Ascomycota, Sordariomycetes, Xylariales, Hypoxylaceae.
AGUUGUGCCGCAUCAUCUGUAGUUCCAAGUUCGGUACGCAAGAAAUAUUCACUCGCCGACAUGGAUCCUGCUCUGUUUCCGCCUCGACCCUCCGCGGCCACCCCGCUGGUCUCGGCUCUUCAAGCUAAGCUUGUUAGCCAGAUCGACAAUGGGGCGCCGUACGACGAGAUGUACGUCACCGUUGUGGAGAUGGGAGAAGAAUCAAGCCAACAGGAUAUCGUCAAGGUAGACGAUAUGAUAGCGGCUCUCAGGAGCGACGAGGGGAACCAGAUGAUGAAGCUCCUGCACACGAUCCCUCGGCCCGUCCUGCGCUCGAUCGUGAUGCGUAUGGUGGCCUAUGAGUUUUGGGAGAGGGACUCGGAGAACCACACGCUGCUGUACGAUAAGCAAGGGCCCGGCGCUUAUAUCGUCACCCUCUCCAUCGCCAACCGCCGCGGCUCUGCCUGGACCAUCUUGGAGAAUAGAGAAAUAAUCUCCUUGCUCGAGCAUUACGCGAAGGCCGUUGAAACCUUUGAGGCUGCGGGCGACAAUUAUACCCAUGGCAGCCAGCUGGACGAUGCGGAGGUGCGUCAUAUGGAGGUAGCUCGUAGGAUUGACGAAAUGUAUGAAAAACCUAAUACCUCGUCCGCCAUCGCCAAUGACUCUCAGGGCGACGUGGAGAGCGUUUCCCAGGCAUCGACGCGCCCAUCUUGGUGGGAGCAGCCUCGGUUCGCGAGUAGCGGCAGAGGGAACAAGUCUGGUUCGAUACGGCACUUGAUCAGGAUGCUGGAAAAGCGUAAUAUCGCGGGAUUAGACGAGAACGAACCGUCCAAGCAGAGCGUCUGCAUGGUGGGCAACUCGGACGACGUGGAGAGGCGAACGCAGAGCCACCGAUUAAUUACCAACCUCCGUGGCACCCCGCACUGCUGGGGGCUCCUGGUCUCGUGCCUCAGGUACGCGGGCCUAGAGCCCGAGGAGACAAUAAUCCCGAUCCUCGUGACGGUCCUAGCCGGGUCUCUCAUAUCCGUUGGAGGAUUGAACGUGAAGCAGGCCGGGACCAAAUCAGAGAAGAAUCCUCCUAGCGCUAAGAUUUUCGAGAGAUGCCGCAUUCAUGUGUGGGGAGCUAAGCCCUGGUACUACGAGAACCUCUCCCACACCAAUCCGUCUCUGAAGAGGUUGAUAGAUUGCGAGCGAGAACUAUCUAAGCGUGAUCCCGCUAUCCUCAAACAAGAGAUAGCAGAGGCGAAACAGCUCGAGGCCGAAUUAAAUGAGAAGCUCGAGAAGAUAGACGCUAUCGAACGGCGUCAGGCUGAGGACGAAAGGAAGAUAGAUGAGGCUGAAGACAUUGUCCGAUUCUUAAGGGAUAAUCCCGUUGUGCUAAAGGCUUUGCAAUUUUGGAAGGGAGCGGAAGAAGACGGCAAAAAACAGGAAGUGGGAGAGGAAAUAGAUGGGGAUAUGGAUGGGGAUGGGGAUGGGGAUGAGAAAUAA